UAAAGAAUAAUGUCUGAUUCCGCAGUUGCAACAUCCGCGUCUCCAGUGGCUGCUCCACCAGUAGCAGCGGAGAAGAAGGUGGCCUCUAAAAAGGCGUCUGGAUCCGCUGCGGCUACUGCAAAGGCAAAGAAGCCCACAGCUCCACCAUCGCAUCCCCCAACUCAGCAAAUGGUUGACGCUUCGAUUAAGAGCUUGAAGGAACGUGGCGGCUCAUCGCUCCUGGCCAUCAAGAAAUAUAUUACUGCCGAAUACAAAUGCGAUGCCCAGAAACUAGCUCCAUUUAUCAAGAAGUACUUGAAGUCGGCCGUUGCCAAUGGAAAGCUGAUCCAAGCAAAGGGGAAAGGUGCCUCUGGUUCGUUCAAGCUGUCGGCUUCCGCCAAAAAGGAGCCCAAGCCAAAGGUUGUGUCGACUGUGGAGAAGAAAGUGAAAGCCAAGAAGGUGGUGUCAUCGGCAGCAGCAAAGAAGACAGCAGCCCCCAAAAAAGCAGCCGGAGCCGGUGACAAGAAGCUAAAUGCAAAGAAGACAGUCGCCACCGCCACCAAGAAGACAGCCGAGAAGAAGAAAACUGAGAAGGCAAAGGCCAAGGAUGUGAAGAAAGCUGGAACCGUGAAGGCGAAGCCAGCAGCGGCAAAGGCCAAGUCGAGCCCUGCAAAGCCAAAACCAAAAGCUAAGGCUGCAGCGGCGUCUGCCAAGCCCAAGAAGGUGACGAAAAAGCCAGCCGCUCCCGCCACCGUAAAGAAGCCGAAAGCAAAGACGACGGCGGCCAAGAAGUAAAUUGCGAAAAUGUGCACGUUGGUGUACACGGUCGCAUCCGAAAUUUUAGAUGAUCGUACAUCUGAAAUUGAUUUAAACAAGCCCUUUUCAGGGCUACAAAACUAUAUCAAAA
Drosophila obscura is the source of this 886-nucleotide messenger RNA. Its product is annotated as histone H1-like. The record is from RefSeq and is a predicted model, not a curated record. The coding region runs from base 10 to 774 and encodes 254 amino acids. NCBI's taxonomy places the organism in Eukaryota, Metazoa, Arthropoda, Insecta, Diptera, Drosophilidae. Gene Ontology annotation, cellular component: nucleosome. The transcript has 2 exons. Gene Ontology annotation, biological process: nucleosome assembly. Gene Ontology annotation, molecular function: structural constituent of chromatin; DNA binding.